Molecule: messenger RNA, 5222 nt
Organism: Rhinolophus ferrumequinum (greater horseshoe bat)
Lineage: Eukaryota; Metazoa; Chordata; Mammalia; Chiroptera; Rhinolophidae
Gene: MINK1
Product: misshapen like kinase 1
Exons: 34
Coding region: 337-4455 (1372 amino acids)
Biological process (GO): protein phosphorylation
Molecular function (GO): ATP binding; protein kinase activity
Source: RefSeq, a predicted model, not a curated record
GUCUCUCCUGCGCCUGCGCGCAGGUGUCGGUGCCUGGGGGUGGGGGGAACCCGGCGCGCUCGCGUCACGUUCUGUCGUCCGCCCUCCCGGCGCUCGGCUACAGCGCGCCUGCGCAGGAGAGUCGGGAGGCUCGGGUUGCAGGCUCCCGGACGAUAGAUAGCUCCUGUCAGCCUGUGGGUCGGUCCUCCCGCCGGCCCUCCCCCUCCCCGUUCCCUGGGGGAGGCGCGGUGGAGUCCGCCCCCAGGAUCCCCCGAUGGGGGAGAAGCGGCGACGGCGGCAGCGGAAUAACCGAUCCGGAGCGUGAGCGGCCCCAGGCCCCCAUUCCCCGCGGAGACCAUGGGCGACCCUGCCCCCGCCCGCAGCCUGGACGACAUCGACCUGUCUGCUUUGCGGGACCCUGCUGGAAUCUUUGAGCUGGUGGAGGUGGUCGGCAAUGGAACCUAUGGACAGGUUUACAAGGGUCGGCAUGUCAAGACUGGGCAGCUGGCUGCCAUCAAGGUCAUGGAUGUCACGGAGGACGAAGAGGAAGAGAUCAAACAGGAGAUCAACAUGUUGAAAAAAUACUCUCACCACCGCAAUAUUGCCACCUACUAUGGAGCCUUCAUCAAGAAGAGCCCCCCUGGAAAUGACGACCAGCUCUGGCUGGUGAUGGAGUUCUGUGGUGCUGGUUCUGUGACAGACCUGGUAAAGAACACAAAAGGGAACACCCUGAAGGAGGACUGCAUCGCCUACAUCUGCAGGGAGAUUCUCCGGGGUCUGGCCCAUCUCCACGCCCACAAGGUGAUCCACCGAGACAUCAAGGGGCAGAACGUGCUGCUGACGGAGAAUGCCGAGGUCAAGCUAGUGGAUUUUGGGGUGAGUGCUCAGCUGGACCGCACAGUGGGCAGGCGGAACACUUUCAUUGGGACCCCCUACUGGAUGGCCCCGGAGGUCAUCGCCUGUGAUGAGAACCCUGACGCCACCUAUGAUUACAGGAGUGACAUUUGGUCUCUAGGAAUCACAGCCAUUGAGAUGGCAGAGGGAGCCCCCCCUCUGUGCGACAUGCACCCCAUGCGAGCCCUCUUCCUCAUCCCUCGGAACCCGCCACCCCGGCUCAAGUCCAAGAAAUGGUCUAAGAAGUUCAUCGACUUCAUUGACACGUGUCUCAUCAAGACUUACCUGAGCCGCCCACCAACGGAGCAGCUGCUGAAGUUUCCCUUCAUCCGCGACCAGCCCACAGAGCGGCAGGUCCGCAUUCAGCUCAAGGACCACAUCGACCGAUCCCGGAAGAAGCGAGGCGAGAAAGAGGAGACAGAAUAUGAGUACAGCGGCAGCGAAGAGGAAGAUGACAGCCAUGGAGAAGAAGGAGAGCCGAGCUCCAUCAUGAACGUGCCUGGCGAGUCCACACUACGCAGGGAAUUUCUGCGGCUCCAGCAGGAGAAUAAGAGCAACUCAGAGGCUUUAAAGCAGCAGCAGCAGCUGCAGCAGCAGCAGCAGCGCGACCCUGAGGCCCACAUCAAACACCUGCUGCACCAACGGCAGCGUCGCAUUGAGGAGCAGAAGGAAGAGCGGCGGCGCGUGGAGGAGCAACAGCGGCGGGAACGAGAGCAGCGGAAGCUGCAGGAGAAGGAGCAGCAGCGGCGGCUGGAGGACAUGCAAGUCCUGCGGAGGGAGGAGGAGAGGCGGCAGGCGGAGCGGGAGCAGGAAUAUAUUCGUCACAGGCUAGAGGAGGAGCAGCGACAGCUCGAGAUCCUUCAGCAACAGCUGCUCCAGGAACAGGCCCUACUGCUGGAAUACAAGCGGAAACAGCUGGAGGAGCAGCGGCAGUCAGAGCGUCUGCAGAGGCAGCUGCAGCAGGAGCACGCCUACCUCAAGUCCUUGCAGCAGCAGCAGCAGCAACAGCAGCUUCAGAAACAGCAGCAGCAGCAGCAACAACAAAUCCUGCCUGGGGACAGGAAGCCCCUGUACCAUUAUGGUCGGGGCAUUAAUCCUGCUGACAAACCAGCCUGGGCCCGAGAGGUAGAAGAGAGAACGAGGAUGAACAAGCAGCAGAACUCUCCCUUGGCCAAGACCAAGCCAAGCAGCACAGGGCCUGAGGCCCCCAUCCCCCAGGCCUCCCCUGGGCCCCCAGGACCACUUUCCCAAACUCCUCCUAUGCAGAGGCCGGUGGAGCCCCAGGAGGGACCACACAAGAGCCUGGUGGCACACCGGGUCCCACUGAAGCCAUAUGCAGCGCCUGUACCCCGAUCCCAGUCCCUGCAGGACCAGCCCACCCGAAACCUGGCUGCCUUCCCAGCUUCCCAUGACCCCGACCCUGCCGUCCCCACACCCACUGCCACGCCCAGUGCCCGAGGAGCUGUCAUCCGCCAGAAUUCAGACCCCACCUCCGAAGGGCCUGGCCCCAGCCCGAACCCCCCAGCCUGGGUCCGGCCGGAUAAUGAGGCCCCACCCAAGGUGCCUCAGAGGACCUCAUCUAUUGCCACUGCCCUUAACACCAGUGGGGCCGGAGGGUCCCGGCCAGCUCAGGCUGUCCGUGCCAGACCUCGCAGCAACUCCGCCUGGCAAAUCUAUCUGCAAAGGCGGGCCGAGCGGGGGACCCCCAAGCCUCCAGGGCCCCCUGCUCAGCCCCCUGGCCCGCCCAACGCCUGUAGCAACCCUGACCUCAGGAGGAGCGACCCUGGCUGGGAGCACUCAGACAGCGUCCUCCCCGUCUCUCACGGGCACCUCCCCCAGGCUGGCUCGCUGGAGCGGAACCGUGUGGGAGCCUCCUCCAAACUGGACAGCUCCCCAGUGCUCUCCCCUGGGAACAAAGCCAAGCCUGAUGACCACCGCUCACGGCCAGGCCGGCCCGCAAGCUAUAAGCGAGCCAUUGGUGAGGAUUUUGUGUUGCUGAAAGAGCGGACCCUGGAUGAGGCCCCCCGGCCUCCCAAGAAGGCCAUGGACUACUCAUCGUCCAGUGAGGAGGUGGAAAGCAGUGAGGAUGAUGAGGAGGAAAGCAAUGGUGAACCAUCAGAGGGGAGCAGAGAUACCCCUGGGACCCGCAGCGAUGGGGACACAGACAGUGUCAGCACCAUGGUGGUCCAUGAUGUGGAAGAGAUAGCCGGGACCCAGACCCCCUACGGGGGUGGCACCAUGGUGGUCCAGCGUACUCCUGAGGAGGAACGAUGCGUGCUGCAUUCUGACAGCAAUGGUUAUACGAACCUGCCAGAUGUGGUCCAGCCCAGCCACUCGCCAACUGAGAGCAGCAAAGGUCAAAGCCCCCCCUCGAAGGAUGGAGGCAGCGAUUACCAGUCUCGCGGGCUGGUAAAGGCCCCUGGCAAGAGCUCGUUCACGAUGUUUGUGGACUUAGGGAUCUACCAGCCUGGAGGCAGUGGGGACACCAUCCCCAUCACAGCCCUAGUGGGCGGAGAGGGCAGUCGGCUCGAUCAGCUACAGUAUGACGUGCGGAAAGGCUCUGUGGUCAACGUGAACCCCACCAACACCCGGGCCCACAGUGAAACCCCUGAGAUUCGGAAGUACAAGAAGCGAUUCAAUUCCGAGAUCCUGUGUGCAGCCCUUUGGGGCGUCAACCUGCUGGUGGGCACAGAGAAUGGGCUGAUGUUGCUGGAUCGAAGUGGGCAGGGCAAGGUAUACGGACUCAUUGGGCGGCGGCGUUUCCAGCAAAUGGAUGUGCUGGAAGGACUCAACUUGCUCAUCACCAUCUCAGGGAAAAGGAACAAACUGCGGGUGUAUUACCUGUCCUGGCUCCGGAACAAGAUUCUGCACAAUGACCCAGAAGUGGAGAAGAAGCAGGGCUGGACCACUGUGGGGGACAUGGAGGGCUGCGGGCACUACCGUGUUGUGAAAUAUGAACGCAUAAAGUUCCUGGUCAUUGCCCUGAAGAACUCCGUGGAGGUGUAUGCCUGGGCCCCCAAGCCCUACCACAAAUUCAUGGCCUUCAAGUCCUUCGCCGACCUGCCUCACCGCCCUUUGCUGGUCGACCUGACAGUAGAGGAGGGACAGCGGCUCAAGGUGAUCUACGGCUCCAGCGCCGGCUUCCACGCUGUGGAUGUCGACUCGGGCAACAGUUACGACAUCUACAUCCCUGUGCACAUCCAGAGUCAGAUCACACCCCACGCCAUCAUCUUCCUCCCCAACACUGAUGGCAUGGAGAUGCUGCUGUGCUACGAGGACGAGGGUGUGUACGUCAACACGUACGGGCGGAUCAUCAAGGAUGUGGUGCUGCAGUGGGGAGAGAUGCCCACCUCUGUGGCCUACAUCUGCUCCAACCAGAUAAUGGGCUGGGGCGAGAAAGCCAUUGAGAUCCGCUCCGUGGAGACGGGCCACCUGGAUGGGGUCUUCAUGCACAAACGAGCUCAGAGGCUCAAGUUCCUGUGUGAGCGGAAUGACAAGGUGUUCUUUGCCUCAGUCCGCUCUGGGGGCAGCAGCCAAGUUUACUUCAUGACUCUGAACCGUAACUGCAUCAUGAACUGGUGACGGGCCCUGGGCUGGGGCUGUCCCACAUGGACCCAGCUCUCCCCCCACAGCCAGACUUCCCAGGCCGCCCUUCUUUCCCCUCCCUGGGCUUUUGCUUUUACUGGUUUGAUUCACUGGAGCCUGCUGGGAACGUGACCUCUGACACCUGAUGCUUUUGUGAUCACGUGACCAUCAUCUUCCCCAAUAUGUUCUCUCCCCAAAACUGUGCCUGUCCCAACUUCUGGGGAGAGGCACAGCUUUCCUUUACCAGGAAUUGAGUGGGCCUAGCCCCAACCCCCCUUUUCUCCACUUAAGAGGAGAGUGCUUGGGGCUUGGACCUGGUACCCCACUGCUGCUGACUGGGCAGGGCCCUGGGCCCCUUUAUUUGCACGUCAGGGGAGCCGGCUCCCCCCUUGAAUGUACCAGACCCUACGGGGGUCACUGGGCCCUAGGUUUUAGGGGGGGUCACAAGCCACUCCAGGGGCAGGGACCAUUUCCUCAUUUUCUGAAAGCACUUUAAUGAUUCCCCUCCCCCCAAACCCCAGGGAAUGGAGGGGGGACCCCCGCCAGCCAAAACAUUUCUCCCCUUUCCAAUUCCCCUCUCUCUUAGCCUCUGCCCUUCCCUGGUGGAUGCAGGGAACAGGGGGCUCUCGCCCCCCACAGCCCCUUGCUUGCAUCUGUAUAUAGUGUGAGCAGCAAGUAGCCCUGUCCCCCCCCUGCCCCUACCCCUCCUCAGUGUAGUGGCCUUGGAUAUCCCGUUUGUUAAUAAAGACAAUUCAACCAGCUUC